CAGAGCCUCCUCCGCCGCCGUUUCUGGUCCCCCUCCCGAACAACCCCACAAGCGAACCACACAUUGAAUGUUCUAAUGGAGUCAAAAUCUGGGAAGAAGUCUAGUAGUAGUAGUUCCAUGUACGAAGCUCCCCUUGGUUACAAGAUUGAGGACGUUCGCCCGGCUGGAGGAAUCAAGAAGUUCCAGUCUGCUGCCUACUCCAACAUGGAAAUGUCGUUGGCUGAUUGCUGGAGCUCUCCAGCUCCCUCCCCUAUUGGGUUUGAGGGCUACGAGAAGCGCCUUGAGAUCACAUUCUCUGACGCUCCUGUCUUUGUGGACCCCUGUGGCCGUGGCCUUCGUGCCCUCUCUCGCGAGCAGAUCAACUCCUUCCUUGAUCUUGCACGGUGCACCAUCGUGUCCCAGCUCUCGAACAAGCAGUUCGACUCCUAUGUGCUGUCAGAGUCGAGCCUCUUUGUCUACUCCCACAAGGUUGUCAUCAAAACCUGUGGGACAACAAAGCUUCUGCUGUCGAUUCCUCGCAUCCUUGAGCUUGCUGAUGGGCUGUCGCUGCCUGUUUGUUCAGCGAGGUACUCUCGUGGGACGUUCAUCUUCCCAGGUGCACAGCCAGCGCCGCACCGCAGCUUCUCAGAGGAGGUAUCUGUGCUGAACGGCUUCUUUGGUGGCCUCAAGUCAGGUGGCAAUGCAUAUGUGAUGGGUGAUUCGUUCAGGCCCAAGAAGCUGUGGCAUGUCUACCAUGCCACUGAGAUGCCUGAGCAGCCCAUGGUCACACUAGAGAUGUGCAUGACUGGGCUGGACGCUAGGAAGGCUGCAGUGUUCUUCAAGAAUUCUGCUGACGGCGGCUGCUCCUCAGCAAAGGAGAUGACGAAGGUCUCGGGGAUCUCUGAUAUCAUCCCUGAGAUGGAGAUCUGCGACUUCGACUUCGACCCAUGCGGGUAUUCGAUGAACGGCAUCUGUGGCCCCGCAGCCUCCACGAUCCAUGUCACUCCAGAGGAAGGCUUCAGCUAUGCAAGCUAUGAAGCGAUGAACGUCAACCCUGGCUCCCUGGUUUACAGUGACCUGAUCAAGAGGGUCCUGUCAUGUUUCUGCCCCUCAGACUUCUCAGUGGCUGUCACCAUCUUCGGUGGGCAAGGCUUUGCCAAAUCAUGGGCUUCUGGUGCAGAGGUUGGUUCGUACAUGUGCGACGAUCUCGUCGAGCAGGAGCUUCCUGGUGGUGGCCUGCUGAUGUACCAGAGUUUCACUGCAGUUGCCCCUGGUGCCGUGUCGCCAAGGUCGACCUUGGACGGCUGGAACAGCGAUGGGAUGGAGUCUGACAAGGAGAUGUGCAUCGGCUGGGAAGUGGAGAAGAAGGCUGCCAAGAAGGGUCUCGUUGCCUGAGAGAAAUCUACCGUUCUUCACCUCGUGUUGCAACCUGAAGACAAGGUUUCAGAGACAGUGAUUCCUCUGAUGUUUUCUGAGACGUGUGCUGGUGUUCUGCUAUGGUAGUUUAAUUAAGCAGCUAGCCGGGUUAGCGGCAAAUCGUAUCAUGUGUUGUUUUCCUUGUGUUUGCCUGCCCAAUAAGUGCUCUAGAUGGUCUGCUGCGUCUGCCAUAGUGAGCGAAAGUCAGGUAGCUAGUAUGAGUUUGUUUCUGUCGCCGAUGCUCUUGUGGGAGAAUGACAUUGUAAAUCGACUAUCUUCAAAUCUUCAAUCGUAUAUCUUGAGUUUUGCA
Molecule: messenger RNA, 1705 nt
Organism: Lolium rigidum
Lineage: Eukaryota; Viridiplantae; Streptophyta; Magnoliopsida; Poales; Poaceae
Product: S-adenosylmethionine decarboxylase proenzyme-like
Exons: 3
Coding region: 76-1374 (432 amino acids)
Biological process (GO): spermine biosynthetic process; spermidine biosynthetic process
Cellular component (GO): cytosol
Molecular function (GO): adenosylmethionine decarboxylase activity
Source: RefSeq, a predicted model, not a curated record